Molecule: messenger RNA, 321 nt
Organism: Anthostomella pinea
Lineage: Eukaryota; Fungi; Ascomycota; Sordariomycetes; Xylariales; Xylariaceae
Source: the annotation of a GenBank genome assembly
AUGCCUCCAGAGCGACUGCUCUCAGACCUCGUGCAGGACUCCAAAAUCGAAACUGUCGUAACCCCUCAAUUUACCGAGCACGUAUACUACAGCACUGGACACACUGCACGCGAAAGACUGGUGCGCAGAACAGAGCGUUGGUUUCGCGAUGGCCCCACAGCCUUCCUCGGCCAAGGGGCUUUUGGCACCGUCUACCGAGAGAGGUGCGAUCAGAGGUUGAGGGCCGUAAAGGAGGUCAGGAAAUAUGUCGUGGUCGGAGAAGAGUUGGAUUAUUCGAGGGAACUCGAGGCCAUUGUCAAGUUCUCUCACCCAAAGGUCUGA